Messenger RNA from Schizophyllum commune H4-8, 617 nucleotides. RefSeq names its product endoribonuclease L-PSP. Bases 54 to 398 code for a protein of 114 amino acids. The transcript is spliced from 3 exons. NCBI's taxonomy places the organism in Eukaryota, Fungi, Basidiomycota, Agaricomycetes, Agaricales, Schizophyllaceae. The record is from RefSeq and is a predicted model, not a curated record.
UGGAGAUCCUCAACCCGUCGCAGAGUAUUAGUGCGACGGGCCCGUGGAGCCUAAUGUCAAUUGCGGGCGACUCGGUUUAUGUUGCGGGCAUGCGCGGCAUCUACCCCUCGAACGACUCAAUGGCCGAGGUUGGCUACCCGCGCAUUAAGCAGGCGUUCCUCAACAUGCAGUGGCUCGCGGAGUAUGCGGGUGCGGAGCUGACGGACUGCUCGCGGUUGGUGGUGUACACGACGGAUAUGUUCAGAUAUCGCCCCAUCGUCAACCAGGUGCAAGAGGAGCUCUGGAAGAACGGGACGUACCCGCCGCGCACGAUCAUCGAGGUCCAGCGUCUGAACCAGGACGAUAUCGUCGAGGUCGAGGGCACGUUCUACCUCGGCUCGGGGGCGAAGUAUGUGUAGAGGUGCUGGGAGUUGGCACGGAGCAUGCACACGGGAUUGCGACGGACGCUAGGAUAGAACGCUGAACGUUGCGAAUGAUGCUGAUAAAAGUACAAUACUGGAAGGCAUAGAUGAGAUGUAGGAGUACAAUGUUGUCGAACAGAGACGCGAAGUGCAGCAGGAAGAGUCGCUAUCCGUCGAGCUCAGGCUACCUCCACGCCAUCGCGAAGCAGCUGCUCG